Messenger RNA from Debaryomyces tyrocola, 573 nucleotides. NCBI's taxonomy places the organism in Eukaryota, Fungi, Ascomycota, Pichiomycetes, Serinales, Debaryomycetaceae. The record is from the annotation of a GenBank genome assembly.
AUGCCAUUACCUGAGUCACUCAAGUUUUUAGGCUCUACUUUAUCAUGGACCUUAAAGGCAGGGUGUGUGGCUCACUUGUUACACGAAUAUGUGUACGAAUUUACAGAAACCAGGGGAGAGUCAAUGCUCCCAACACUACAAUCACACCAUGAUUAUGUUCAUGCUUGGAAGAAGCAUAGAUUGGGAAGAGAUUUAGAAAUAGGUGAUUGCAUAGUGGCAAUAAAGCCAAGUGAUCCAGAACAUCGUGUGUGUAAGAGAAUAACAGGAAUGCCGGGAGAUAUCAUAUUGGUUGACCCAUCAUCUUCUUCGGAAUUGACCAAUAGUACGGCAGAGUGCAUUUCCCAUGAUGGAUUUAACAAGUAUAUAAAAGUGCCCGAAGGUCAUGUUUGGGCUACAGGGGAUAAUUUGUGUCACUCAUUGGAUUCAAGGUCAUAUUCAGCGUUACCAAUGGCAUUAAUCAAGGGAAAAAUAAUAGCUGCUAAUUCGAUGGAUAGAGGGCUUAAAGAUGAAAAUGGAAAGAUGUGGUUUUGGAAUUUCAGGUGGAUAGGAAAUUCGUUUGUUACGGAGGGGUAG